Messenger RNA from Acanthosepion pharaonis, 5319 nucleotides. The record is from the annotation of a GenBank genome assembly. Lineage: Eukaryota; Metazoa; Mollusca; Cephalopoda; Sepiida; Sepiidae.
AUGUCAAACGAAGACACUCCCAUCAUGACUGCCCCUCCGCCCCCUGGAUACCCACAAGACAAUGUACAGAGGUUACGAAAUGCUAUCAAUUCAAUGGAAGAGAAAGGAAUGCAUGAUGACCCUCGCUAUUCACAGCUGCUUAUGAUUGCCAAUCGGACUAAGUCUGUGGGUGGUGCAGGUGGUGCUGGAGGAAAUGGGCCUGGACCACAAGGUGCUGGAGGGCCAACAAAUAUGGGUGGACCUGGUCCUGGCCCAGGGAUGGGCAUGGGUGGCCCUGGUGACAUGCCACCAGGAAACAAUAUGAAUGGACCCAACAUGAACAGCACCAAUAAUAACCUUCCUGGGCCAAACAAUAAUAAUAUGAAUAUGAAUGCCUCUGGUAUGGGUGGCCCUCCUCCACCUCCUCCGUCCUCAGGGGCUGGUGGUGGCGGCGGAGGCAGUGGUGGCGGCGGUGGUGGUGGCAACAACAACACUGGGAGUAAUAACAAUGCUGGUGCUAAUGCUGGUAACCCUGGUAACCUCUACUCUAAUAUGCAAGGUCCCAAUGCUUGUGGGCCUCCUGGCAUGAAUGGACCAGCUAUGAACAAUAUGCCACCUGCGGGUGGGGCGAACAUGUCUGGACCUAAUAAUACUAUGCCUGGUAAUAUGAACUCAAAUAUGAAUGGUCCCCCUGGUCAGGGACCUGCAACCGGUGCUGGACAACCAGGAAUGGAUUCAAAUGAAUCAGGACCACAAGGCAACAAUCAGCCUCCUUCAGGUAUGGGAGGCAAUCCAAACAUGCCGCCCCAUGGACUUUCCACAGGACCAAGGACUCCUUUCUCAGCUGUACAGUUGUCCCAGCUACGUGCUCAGAUCAUGGCUUAUAAACUGAUAGCCAGAAAUCAAAAUCUGCCCGACCAUAUACGUUAUGCUAUUGAAGGUAAAAGAUCUGGUUAUGGUCCACCUUAUCAGAGACCAGAUGCUCAUCCAAUGCAACAGAUGAGAAUGAAUCAGCCCCAACAGCAGCAGCAACAAGCACCUCCUCCCCAGGGCAUGGGACCUGGUGGCCAGAAUUAUCCCCCACAAAUGAUGACACCUCAAGGCCAGCCGAAUGUUCAGUCACAGCAGCGAAUGCCUCCACAACAACCCCCAACCUCUAUUCAAGCCAUUGUCUCCCUGCAGCAACGGCAGAACAGAGUGUCACCUGUAGGGAAACCUACUGGCCUAGACCCCAUCGAAAUUCUUAAUGAGAGGGAACACAGGUUGUGUGCUCGUAUUGCUCAGCGCAUUCAGGAACUGGAGACACUGCCAGCCACAAUGCCUGAGGACAUGCAGAGGAAGGCCAUGAUAGAAUUAAAGGCUCUUCGACUACUUAACUUUCAAAGACAGUUGAGGCAAGAAGUUGUGUCUUGUAUGCGAAAAGACACUACUUUGGAAACUGCUCUCAACACAAAGGCAUAUAAACGUAGUAAGCGUCAGUCACUUAGAGAAGCUCGCGUUACCGAGAAGUUGGAGAAACAGCAGAAAUUAGAGCAAGAAAGAAAGAGAAGACAGAAACACCAGGAAUAUCUUAAUGCUAUUCUGCAACAUGCUAAAGAUUUCAAAGAAUUCCAUCGCAAUAUGUCCGUUAAGAUUGGUAAAUUGAAUAAGGCCGUGAUGACCUAUCAUGCCAAUACUGAACGUGAACAGAAGAAGGAACAAGAAAGAAUUGAGAAGGAACGUAUGCGACGUCUCAUGGCUGAAGAUGAAGAAGGAUAUCGAAAACUUAUUGAUCAAAAGAAAGACAAGCGUUUAGCUUAUCUUCUUCAGCAAACAGACGAAUACGUGUCUAAUCUUACAAAACUUGUUGUACAACACAAAAUUGAACAGAAGAAAAUUAAGAAGAAAAAGAAGAAGAAAAAGAAGCAGGAAGUUGAAAAUCCUGAUAAUUUGAAAGAAGCAUUAAUUGAUGAAACUUCAACUGCAAGUGAGACUAGAGUGAAUGUGAUAGAGACGGCCACAGGCAAAGUUCUGUCAGGAGAAGAAGCUCCUCUUGCCAGUCAAUUAGAAGCCUGGCUUGAGCAGCAUCCUGGAUAUGAAGUGGCUCCAAAUGAAGAAGGUGAAUCUGAUGAUGAUGAUGAUGAUGAUGAAUCUGAGGAUGAGGAUGAAGAAAAGGCCAAGAUUGCUAAUGGUGAUGCUGAAUUACCUCCAUCUACUCGAGAAGACGAUGAUGAAUAUCGCAAUGAUAUGACCAAUUACUACACAAUUGCCCAUAGUGUUCAUGAGAAAAUUACUGAACAAUCAUCCAUGUUAGUUAAUGGCAAACUCAAAGAGUACCAAAUUAAAGGUCUUGAAUGGCUGGUGUCACUUUACAAUAACAACCUCAAUGGUAUUUUAGCAGAUGAGAUGGGGCUUGGAAAGACCAUUCAAACUAUUGGUCUUAUUACAUAUCUAAUUGAGAAAAAGAAAGUUAAUGGGCCGUUUUUGAUCAUUGUCCCCUUAUCAACUUUAUCUAACUGGAUGUUGGAAUUUGAUAAGUGGGCUCCAAGUGUUAUCAAAGUUGCUUACAAAGGUUCCCCUAAUAUGAGACGCACUCUCACACCACAAUUAAAAGCUGGCAAAUUCAACUGCCUACUUACCACUUAUGAAUAUAUUAUGAAAGAUAAAGCCCUGUUGUCAAAGAUUCGCUGGAAAUACAUGAUUAUUGAUGAAGGUCAUCGAAUGAAAAACCACCAUUGUAAACUAACACAAGUCCUAAACACAUAUUACAGUGCCCCUUACAGGUUGCUUCUGACAGGCACACCAUUACAGAACAAACUUCCUGAAUUGUGGGCUUUGCUGAACUUCCUCCUGCCAAGUAUUUUUAAGUCUUGCAUCACAUUUGAACAAUGGUUCAAUGCUCCCUUUGCAAUGACUGGUGAAAAGGUGGAACUUAACCAAGAAGAAACUUUGCUUAUCAUUCGACGUUUGCACAAAGUACUCAGACCUUUCCUCUUACGAAGACUAAAAAAAGAGGUUGAAUCUCAACUGCCAGAAAAGGUGGAAUAUGUCAUCAAAUGUGAGAUGUCAUCCCUACAGAGACUGCUGUACCGACACAUGCAAUGUAAGGGUGUCCUGCUCACUGAUGGCUCAGAAAAGGACAAAAAGGGCAAAGGUGGUACAAAAGCUUUGAUGAAUACAAUUAUGCAAUUGAGAAAGAUCUGUAACCAUCCAUUUAUGUUCCAACAUAUUGAGGAAGCUUUUGCUGAUCAUCUGGGCAUCCAGGGUGGCAUCGUCAGUGGGCCAGAACUUUAUCGAUGUUCUGGGAAAUUUGAACUGCUGGACAGAAUUCUUCCCAAACUGCGUGCCAAAGGCCAUCGAGUUCUUCUCUUCUGUCAAAUGACCUCACUAAUGAGCAUCAUGGAAGAUUAUUUUGUAUUUAGAGGUUUCCGCUAUUUACGUCUUGAUGGUACUACCAAGUCUGAAGACCGAGGCCAUCUGCUGGCCCUGUUCAAUCAGGAAGAGUCUCCUUAUUUUAUUUUCUUACUCAGCACACGUGCUGGAGGUUUGGGCUUAAAUUUACAAGCUGCAGAUACUGUUAUUAUAUUUGAUUCUGAUUGGAACCCUCACCAGGAUUUACAAGCACAGGAUCGUGCCCAUCGUAUUGGUCAACAGAAUGAAGUGAGAGUAUUGCGUUUGAUGACAGUCAACAGUGUGGAAGAACGUAUUUUGGCAGCCGCACGCUACAAACUAAAUGUUGAUGAAAAGGUCAUUCAGGCUGGUAUGUUUGAUCAGAAAUCAACUGGCACAGAACGAAGACAGUUCCUUCAAGCAUUGCUCAUGCAGGAGAAUGAUGAAGAGGAACAGGAGGAAGAUGAGGUGCCUGAUGAUGAGACAGUGAAUCAGAUGUUGGCAAGGACAGAGGAAGAAUUUGAUUUAUACCAGAAAAUGGAUUUAGAAAGACGGCGCCAAGAGGCUCGAGACCCAAAACGAAAACCAAGACUGAUGGAAUCUGAUGAAUUACCCGAAUGGUUAAGGAAAGACGAGAAAGAAGUUGAACGCCUCACUUAUGAAGAAGAGGAGGACAAGAUAUUUGGAAGAGGUUCUCGUUCAAGAAAAGAAGUGGAUUAUUCAGAUUCACUUACAGAAGGACAGUGGCUCAGAGCAAUUGAGGAUGGAAAUCUGGAAGAAGUGGAGGAAAGGAAAAAGGCCAAGAAAGCUAAGAAAAGAAAAUAUGUUCCUGAUGACGAUGAUUCAAAUUCAGCUUCAACACCCCAGAAUAAAAAAGAAAAGAAACGACGAGGAAGACCUCCUCUUGAAAAGCAGCCUCCUAAUCCACCAAAAUUGACCAAGAUGAUGAAGAAACUCCUUGAUGUUGUUCUUAGUUACAAGGACAGUGAUGGCCGUGUCCUAAGUGAAGUGUUCAUCAGUUUACCUUCACGAAAAGAAUUGCCAGAAUAUUAUGAAAUCAUUAAGAAACCUGUUGAUUUUAGAAAAAUUAAGGCAAGAAUCCGAGAUCACAAAUAUCGCAGCCUAGAUGACUUGGAACGAGAUGUGAUGUUACUAUGUAAAAAUGCACAAACCUUCAAUGUGGAAGGAUCUUUAAUUUAUGAAGAUUCAAUUGUGCUGCAGUCUGUGUUCACCAAUGCUAGGGAACGUUUAGAGAAGGAUGGUUACCUACCAUCAUCUGAUGAUAGUAUGAGUGAUGAUGAUGAUGUAGGUAAUGCCGACAGUGAUGAUGAUCAGGAGGAGGAGGAUGAUGAGGAGGAGGAUGAGGAAGAGGCUCAUAGUCAGGCUGUGAAAGUAAAAAUAAAAUUGAAUAAAGAAAAUUCAAGUGCAUCAAAGAAAGUUAGUAAAGAGGCUCAGGAUAUAAAACCACGGAAAAGGAAAAUGCGAGCCGCCAAGAAUCGGCCAGUGAUUAGCGAUGAUGAUGAUACGGAAGGAAGUGGAGGGGGACAACCCUGGGACUUUAGGAACAACGUGAAGGAAGUGAGGCUGGGCCCAGUUCUCGAAGCUCUUUGCAAGUUUCAUCUCCCGCUCCAGGCUCCAGGAAAAGAUAGCAAAACAUUUACCCCUUCCUACUCACACUUUCUCUCUCUUUUAUCUGCCUACAUUUGGAGAAGUACAGAUGCAAUCAAUCAGAUCAGCAGGAGUCCAAAAAAAAAAAAAAAAUUCAACCAUUUCUAUUACCCCCCCCUCCCCAAACACUUUCCAUGGUUGUUUCCUCCCAAACAAAAAGAGAAGAACAGUCCCCAUGUGGAUAUCAUCUUUUUAUUUAUUACAAAAGCAAACACAAGUUACUUCCUGAAUUGCACAACUGCCUCACUCUACAAGGAAAUGACAUUCCUACCCCCUUCACUGGUGACUGAUACUCCUCUCUAA